CCAGCCCGUCCUCUCCGGGGCCUAGCGGCGGGCGAGGGCCCCCGCAGAGGCCGCUAUGUUCCCGCGGAGGCCGCCGGCCACCCUGGCCGCCUGGCUGGCGGGCGCGCGGGGCGGGGGCCUGCUGGCCGUGCUGGCCAAUCAGUGUCGUUUCGUGACGGGCCUGCGCGUGCGGCGAGCUCAGCAGAUCGCGCAGCUCUACGGCCGCCUGUAUUCGGAGAGCUCGCGCUGCGUCCUCCUCGGACGCCUCUGGCGCCGGCUGCGCGGCCCCCCCGGCCAUGUCUCUGCCUUGAUGGCGGCGCUCGCGGGUGUCUUCGUUUGGGACGAGGAGAGGAUCCAGGAGGAGGAGUUGCAGAGGUCCAUUAAUGAGAUGAAGCGGUUGGAGGAAAUGUCAAAUGUAUUUCAGAGUUCUGGAGUUGAGAAUCACCCUCCUGAACCAAAGACCCCCGCAGAAGGGAAUGAAAAGUCGAAGGACAAAGAAGAACCAUGGGAAAUGGUGAUGGAUAAGAAACACUUCAAGCUAUGGCGGCGCCCAAUUACAGGCACCCACCUUUACCAAUACCGAGUUUUUGGAACAUACACAGAUGUGACGCCUCGGCAGUUCUUCAAUGUUCAGCUGGACACAGAGUACAGGAAAAAGUGGGAUGCUCUUGUGAUCAAGCUGGAGGUGAUUGAAAGAGAUGUCAUCAGUGGUUCUGAGGUUCUUCAUUGGGUAACGCAUUUUCCUUAUCCAAUGUACUCGAGGGAUUAUGUUUAUGUCCGUCGGUAUAGCGUGGAUCAGGAAAACAAUGUGAUGGUCUUGGUGUCACGUGCAGUGGAACACCCCAGUGUGCCAGAGUCUCCAGAGUUUGUCAGGGUCAGAUCCUAUGAAUCCCAAAUGGUUAUUCGUCCUCACAAGUCAUUUGAUGAGAAUGGCUUUGAUUAUUUACUGACAUACAGUGACAAUCCCCAGACAGUGUUCCCUCGCUACUGCGUCAGUUGGAUGGUUUCCAGUGGCAUGCCAGAUUUCCUGGAGAAGCUGCACAUGGCCACUCUGAAAGCCAAGAACAUGGAGAUCAAAGUGAAGGACUAUAUCUCGGCUAAGCCUCUGGAAAUGAGCAGUGAGGCCAAGGCCACUGCUCCGUCCUCUGAGCGGAAGAGUGAGGGUAGCCGUGGCCCAGCUCGGAUUGAGUAUGCUUAAGGGCCUUUGGGAUAAAGGAGAGACGGGCACUUCCGGUCCUGCCUUGCUCCCUCAGCUCUGCUUCAGGACAGGGACGAGUCACAUGUAUUGGAAGACGUCUGCUGUAACUGUCAGUGGGAGAGAAUUAGAACUGGAGUUAGAUUUCAUUUGGAGCCCUAUUGCUCUUUACCAAACAGAGAGGGCCAUGACAUCAUGGAGUCGUCGUCGUCAUCGUGUUCUCAGGCCAACUAUUGUGAAAUCCGGUAUUAUGCUGAGCUAAUCUGGAGCAAACCUCUCACUUUAGGCCAGAAGGGGAUGACUCCCAUCUGCCUCCUCCGAGAAGCUUCCUUGCUGACAUUCCAGAUGCCACCGUUGAUUGUGCAGCCCUCUGGAUAUCCUUCGGUUCUCUAGGUCACUGGGAACUGGUUGGCCCUGGGCUCUCACUAAGGGUCACGAGGAGUGCUCUUGGUAACAAUCCUUUGGUGACGUGAACACUGGCUGAGCUAAGUGCCUUGUCCUCACCUCGCUUUAUCAUUAGAGACAUGAAGUUUGUACCAAGGGAUCCUUACCCCUGCAAAAUACCAUGACACCGACUCACCCGACUCAAAGCAGUUUCCAUCCUAACUGGCCCUCGGUGUUGAUGGGCUGUGCUCGUUGGACCGUGGCCUCUGCCAUAGCCUUAGCCCAUUUGCCAGGAGCACCAGAGACAGACCCGUUUAGACAGGAGCUUUCUAUUGAUGCCGCCAGUGUUUUGAUAGGGUCAGUGGAAGUGUGCACAAAACUUCUCACUUCACAAUAACUAGAUUUCUUUUUAACCCUGUAGCAAAGUGGAGUUGCAGAUGAGAGCACAGCUCCUUCGUAGUCUUACUUGUUCAGGCGCUAUUUUCCCGCUGCAGGUCGACUGGGCCUCCUGGAGGGCUCAAGGUAGUGGAUGGUGGUUGCAUUUCCUCAGAACUUUCAAAACUAAAGCUGCCAUGUGGGCCAGCAGAUGAAGUCUUGCCCCAUACCAAUAUGGUAGUGAUGUGGCUUAUGUGACCCUCUUGACCCUCUAAAGCGUUUCUCUCCAGAGCUGACACAGAAGUAAGGCGCACAGUUUGGAUAAAUAAGAUUACAACCAGAUGAUAGGGACCUGGCCUUGCUGGUUUCUUUAUUGUGAAUAGGGAUCAAGUUUUAAAUUUUACCCCCCCCCCUUUUUUUCCUGGAGUUUAUAUAGCUGCAUUUUUCUUUUCCUUUUUUUCCUGCUUGCUUCCCUGUUGUGUUGAAAAAGGAAACUAAACCCAAGGUGAACUUAACCCUUUUUAAAAAAAUGUUCUUGUUGCCUACUCAGUUCUGUGCCAAGGAAACCACUAACUCCCCCAAUGUUCUGUGUCUUCUCAAUUGUUGGCAGAGUAGAGAGAUGCAUUGAGCAGUCCCAGUGUCUUUCAGUGAGCAUUUCUCCUUCUCCCCAGACCUGACGGAAACCUUUUCUCUGAAUUUAGCACCUGUAGCUGAAUGUGUGUAAGUGUGUGUGUAUGCGUGUGCGCGCGUGCAUGUGUGCGUGCGUGCACACUGGGCUGCAGGGACUAAGCAGUUGUGGUUGCCCUUUGUUCUGACUUAACGGUGAUUUGACUCUGUGCAAUUACUUGGUCAUUAUAAUGAGUUUGCUCCUAACUGUGAUGUUUUUAUCAGAUGUGUGAAUAAAUGCAUAAAGAUUGGUACA
Molecule: messenger RNA, 2855 nt
Organism: Peromyscus leucopus (white-footed mouse)
Lineage: Eukaryota; Metazoa; Chordata; Mammalia; Rodentia; Cricetidae
Gene: Stard7
Product: StAR related lipid transfer domain containing 7
Exons: 8
Coding region: 56-1177 (373 amino acids)
Molecular function (GO): lipid binding
Source: RefSeq, a predicted model, not a curated record